Molecule: messenger RNA, 696 nt
Organism: Trypanosoma cruzi
Lineage: Eukaryota; Euglenozoa; Kinetoplastea; Trypanosomatida; Trypanosomatidae
Exons: 1
Coding region: 1-696 (231 amino acids)
Source: RefSeq, a predicted model, not a curated record
AUGACAAAAAUAACAAAGGGGGAAAGAACAUAUCAGGAGAAGUCAUUAAAUCGCCUCCAAUGGUUGAUUCAGCGCAGCAGGGUGGGCUUCAAAGGAAAUCCAUGCCCCUUUGAGCCCACGAAGACUCAGAAAUCAGUGGCGUUGGCCAAAAAAAGAGCGGCGGAUCAACUCGCAGGGGAUACCGAAUUUUUGCCCUUUUGUCAUGGUGUUCCUUCACUUUCUGAAGACGCAAGCCCCACGGAGCACCUGCGUGGGGCAGAUAACUCAAGAUUUGAAAGACGAGUUGACUUACAAGAACUCAAUUAUCAUUACCAGCGGAUGGAUAAGUUUACUGGCAGACCUGAAAUUGAGUCUGCACUUUGCUGGGAUUUGAAAGGAAAAGCCGCAGAUGUGCAGGCGGCUCGAAAGUCAUGCCCUACUCACUCUGAUGUUUCCCCGCAUGCCUUGGAGAAGAAACGCGUUGCGAAAGGGUUUAGCAACCCGUACCUUGCCACCCUCUCACGUGCAGAGCGGGCAGCUAUAUUUAGAGCAGAUAUCUUAGCUCAUCCCAAAUUCACCAGACAAAGUCGGGAAUAUCGGGCCGGCGAUGCGUGGUAUAGUGGAACUCAGCUUGAGGGACCGUUGCAUGUGAAGGCAAGUAAGCCUUCGGUGCCUUCUACCCGGAACUGCCUCCGUAUGCGUGCUGGAUGGAAUUGA